GUUGUUGAUAGCAAUUGAAUUGCUACAAUUUUUGUUUACAAUAAAUUAUACAUAAAAACAGAAUGGAGGAGUUGCGAGAGCUGGUUGAAUUUAUGCAGCCCAAUCAAAGAUUGGACUUAAAAGCAGUGGCAUUAUCACAUGUGCUAGGCCUGACAGGUACUGCUGAAGGUAAAGAAUGCAUCUUAGCGCUGGACUUUAUGAUAUAUGCCAUCUUUGGACUUACAAAAGAUUCAAACGCAACAAUUGCUAAAGAUGCAGUACUUAGUCUUAUAAAUUUGACGGCAGAGGAAACAGGCGCCACUAAAGUCUAUGAAAUAGCGCAGCAAAUGGUGCCUCAUCCUAUACGGGAAUUCAACAUUGUGAAGGAGGCUGUCGAUCAGAUAAUCGAUGAACAAGCAGUCCUUGCUGAUGCCUGGAGCAUGGUGCUAAGUAAUUUGUCCAGAUGCGAAUCAUUAGUGCCUUCCAUACUCGACACAUUAGAACCAAUGCUGGGAGAUUUAGCCAAGGCGUUUGUCAAUCUGGACUACAAGAAAAAAAAGUCAAAGCUACACUACCUAGCUCCAAUAUUCUGCAAUUUGACGCAAGUGCAGCGUGGACGGGAACUAUGUUGCCACAGCAAAUAUCAGCUAAUGGAAAAGCUGUUGCCCUUUGCUUCGUUUGAGGAGAGCGUUGUGCGUCGUGGCGGCACUAUUGGCAUUAUAAAGAAUAUUUGCUUUGAUGCAGUAUAUCACGAUAUUAUAUUGAAUGAACAGGAUAAUAUACUAGUGGCCAUACUUCAGCCACUGUGUGGACCCGAGGAAUUCAAUGAUGACGACAAUGAAAAGCUGCCGAUUGAGCUACAGUACCUGCCUGAGAGUAAAACUCGUGAAGAAGAUCCAGAUUUGCGCAAGAUGUUGCUUGAGUGCCUGUUGCAAUUGUGCGCCACUCGUCGUUGCCGAGAAGUGCUGCGUGCUAAAGGAGUUUAUGAGAUUCUGCGCGAAUAUCACAAGUGGGAAGCCAAAGAGGGUCGCGAUAGCGAUUGCUUACUAGCCUGUGAGAAUGUUGUGGAUAUUCUCAUUAAAAAAGAGGAAGAAAUCGGUCUAGACAAUUACAAAACAGAAGUUGAUGUGCCUGCCGAGCAAGCCGAGAAGUUUGUUCAGGAGGAUGCGGCUUAUGUUAAGAGUCUGUUAGACUAAUUUGCACCAUUGCUCAAACUGUGACUUAUAGCAUAAAUAAA
Messenger RNA from Drosophila busckii, 1216 nucleotides. RefSeq names its product protein HGH1 homolog. Lineage: Eukaryota; Metazoa; Arthropoda; Insecta; Diptera; Drosophilidae. The record is from RefSeq and is a predicted model, not a curated record. The coding region runs from base 63 to 1175 and encodes 370 amino acids. The transcript has 5 exons.